Molecule: messenger RNA, 4091 nt
Organism: Periophthalmus magnuspinnatus
Lineage: Eukaryota; Metazoa; Chordata; Actinopteri; Gobiiformes; Gobiidae
Exons: 13
Coding region: 32-2656 (874 amino acids)
Source: RefSeq, a predicted model, not a curated record
GACAAAGGAGCAACAGUGAGCUGUGAGAAUCAUGCUCUCCACUACACUGGUUGUCCUGCAGUUGCUGUGGCUCUCACUGGCCUCAGCAAGUCACUUCUAUGGAGGGGUGGUGACCUUCUCUGCCACAAUAAGCAGCAAUGGGAGCAUUGAGGUAGAACUUCGCAACAAGGCGACAUUCAGUUCAUGCCAGUACCAGUACGGGAGCUGUUACGGCAACUGGUACAGCUGUGGCUACAACAACCAAAUUGACUCGGGUGUAAUUGACAGAGGCAUCAAUGGUGUGAUAACUGCAUUCUCAUGGUGUCAAACAGAAACUGUUGUCAGCAAGACGCUAACAAGUGACAGACCUUUCCGAACAUUGGAAAGCAGCUGUUGUUGGAUCCGACUCCACACACCUUCUGUAUCCCCAUCGUGGAGUGUUUUGACUUUGGUGGAUUUAGGCAGAAGAUCUGACACUAACAAGCCAAACAACUCUCCUGAUAUCGCCAUCCUCCCUUUUCUACGAGUCCCUCAGAACUGCAAACGGUCCUACAAACCUAUGGCCUUUGACCCUGAUGGAGAUGUUGUUCGAUGCCGAUAUGGAAACCAGUAUGCUUCUGAGUGUGUUGACUGUAGAAGACAAGUGGGAUUCAGUGUAGAUGAGGCUACAUGCACACUUCUGUAUCUGGCUUCUGGAAACCAAGGAGUCCAUGGAUUUGAGUUGGUGGUGGAGGACCAUCCAUGGCACAAUCUUGACCUCUACUACUCUGAUGGAUCCACUUCUUACAGAUAUGGAAGGAAUUCACGGAGAAAGAGAAUGGUGACGGCUGCUACUACUACAACUGCAGCCCAAACUACUACUUCUGCUUUCCCCACUACUACAACUGCAGCCAAAACUAUCACUACUGCUUUUCCUACUAUGACAACUUAUCCCCCCACGACCACUCAAUGGCCUGCCACUACUACUAGACAUCAUACUACAACUCCUCCCACUAUCCCAUGGUGGUAUUGGUGGUAUACGACCACAACACAGCCUACAACUACUACACCACCCUAUACUACAACUUCUCCCCCCACUACCCCAUGGUGGUAUUGGUGGUAUACCACCACACCACAGCCUACAACUACUACACCACCCCAUACCACAACUUCUCCCCCCACUACCACAUGGUGGUAUUGGUGGUAUAUCAGCACACCACGGACUACAACUAGUACUGCCAUCACUAAUACAGUUCCUUCUACCACCACCACUACUAUUCCACCCACUUAUUCACUAGGGAGUGCUCCGUUCAGUGUGCUGCCCAUGCAAUUUGUUUUCCAAGUGGACCCACGUGUUCCCACUUGUGCUGAAGGAUAUUAUCUACCAAAGUAUGUUUCCCCAACACCCAGAAAUGGAGAGGUCAUUCUGGCACAAGCCGGAAAAGAAGUAGAAAUAAGAGUGAAGGCAAUGGCUCUUUAUUCACAAGCUGACAGGAUCAUAAUGACUGGACCACUGAAUGUCACCAAGCACAAAACCACUGCAGAUGAGUUCACCAUCAGAUGGACUCCAAUUCCUGAAAACCACGGACACUAUUUUCCUAUCUGCUUUGCUGUUGAAUUUAAAAAUGGAUCUUCUGUUUACCAAACUGAGAUGAGAUGUGUGCUGGUGAACGUUACAAAAGAACGAGUGAAUACAGUGGUCACCUGUCUGGAGUCUUCAAUGAUAGUCGAGGUGGAGAAGGCCACAUUACCUGAACUUCAUUAUGAAAAUCUGCGUCUGUCUGAUCCCAGUAACAUAGUCUGCAGCCUCCAAACCCACUCCAACAGCACUCACUUGGUCGCUAAAGUGCCCCUCAACGCCUGUGGCACCCAGAUCGAGGAGGAUGCUGAUAAUCUGUUUUUCAAGAAUGAAAUUACCACAGUGGACAAUACCUCUACCCUCAUCACCAGAAAACACCAGUUGGAAAUGAAGUUCUUCUGCCAGUACCCCAAAAGAGGAAACGUGACAUUCACCUUCAGCGCUCACAGAGACAAGGUGACCGUGUGGGACAAGGGCCUUGGAAAGUUCACCUACGGGUUUGAGUUCUUCCCAGAUCAGAGGUUUGUCUCCAGGAUAGACCCCCGGCUCUACCCACUCGAGUAUGACGUGGGUGAUCGCAUCUUCAUGGAGAUCGAAGCCACAACUACAGUCAACAACACAGAGCUGUUUGUGGAGUCCUGCAGAGCUGCACCCUACGACAACACCAACUACCCCCACCCCUACACCCUCAUUGAGAAUGGCUGCAACUUAGACCCAACACUGAUGGUUUAUCCGAGAAGUCACAACAGACAAUUCAAAUACAGCUUUGAGGCCUUCAAGUUCAUUGGCCUUCACGACCAGGUCUACAUCAGCUGCUCAGUGUUGAUGUGUGAAGCUGGAAACCCUCACACUCGCUGCUCUCGGGGAUGUCAGCCCAAUGGAGCAACAAGAGUCAGGAGAGAGGCAGUCAUUGAGUCAGGAACCCAUUAUGUGUCCCAGGGCCCCCUGCGUCUGAGGAGAUCUGUGGAGGCAGGAAACACAGGUCUGAACUUCAACCUCAACCUGGUCUUCAUCGCUGGCUGCGCUUUAGCCGCUGUAGGAAUGAUCUGUGGAGUCAUCAUUUACAAAUCCAAGAAAUCCAGUGUCAGAUACCAAGCUCUGCCUUCAGAUGAAACAUAGAAACACCACCUGCAGAUGCAACGAAAAACAUUGCAGUUUAUCAAUGGCGUGACUAAUGAAGAAUUAUGGUUGAAGGUGAUAUGGAUUUAUAUGAAGUUAUGUUUGAUUUUUUUCUUGCUGCACACAUUCGAUUUUUAGUUUAAAUGUGUGAGAUGUACUGUUGUUAAGUUUGUAUUACACACAUCAUGAUAUAAGAUACAAUAAAAAUAUAGAGAGACUUUUGUAAAAUGUGACUGAACAUGAACUAAGAUUGAGAGGUAGAAGAACACAGAAUAAGUCACAUCACAGAUUAAAACACACAUUUUCGCAGAAAUAAUUAUCAGCGCGGUCUUGUCUGUCUCUAAAUAUAGCAAUGCAAUUUAAUACUUAGUAAUGAAGUUUAGACCUCUACAAAAAUAAAAAUAUUCAGUACAACUGAAUUCAUAAACAUACCUUGAGGAAACACCAGAUUAAAGGGCUCAUAUUGGACCAUUUUCUGAUCUGUUAUAAUGUUGUUUCCUCCCCAAAAACUUACCUCAACUUUAGUUUGUGUCAUUCACACAUGUUUAACACACAAAUUGUGCAUAAUUCUUUUCUCCAAGGCAAAACACACCACCUUGUGUUGCCAUGUGGUAAUGCAGGAAAUGCUCCAUUGUGUUUAUAAACUCCAUAAACCUUCACUGGAAUCAUUUGGAUGAUUUCCGCCCUGGAAUUUCCAAUCUCUAUUUCACAAAAGGUAAAACAUAAAAGCUGUUAAUUUGAAAACGACUGCUUCAUGACAUCACAAGGUGGAACAGAGUAUUUUGAGCUUUGGAGAUGUAGACAGACUAAUAAGGUUACUCAGUAUGUACGUCGAGCUAAUAGGACUUGAUGUUUCAAUCCCUGAUUUGAGUCACUGAUUUUAAUCAUGGCCUGGUGUUCAUAAGUCAAGUUGUGUCAUUGGGGCCAUACUGCUUUUUCUACAAAUAAUCUCACAGCUUUUUAUUGAAACAGUUUUGAAAGCCCUUCUGGGACUGGUGUUGUGAAUAAGUCAAGGCUAUAAAAACUGUGAUACCCACAUCAGGUUACUGAAUUGUUAAUCUCCGUUUAUUGUAUCUGUCCCUAUUCAAAUAAACAAUUUAAAAUGUUUUUAAAAAGUGUUUUGUUGAUGAACCCACGAUAUCUCCAGAGGGCUAAGCAGUGAUACCUGGUGUCCCAGGUCUCUCAGCAUCUUGCCCUCCUGCUUUAUUUAACAGUCCAGGUGUCCUUUCUUAUCACCCAGAGCCAAUUGCUGCUCCUUUUUGCUGCAGUUGACAAGGAUGAUUUGUUGGAGGGAGGACCCUCCACUUUCUUUAACAUAGAUGUCAUAGAUCAGUGGUUCUUAACCUUGUUGGAGGUACUGAACCCCACCAGUUUCAUAUGCACAUUCACCGAAUCCUUCUUUAUUGAAAAAUAAAAUAUAAUUUUUUUCAAAUUC